Molecule: messenger RNA, 329 nt
Organism: Prorocentrum cordatum
Lineage: Eukaryota; Dinophyceae; Prorocentrales; Prorocentraceae
Source: the annotation of a GenBank genome assembly
GCGCCUCGAGCAGAUGGCGGCAUGGCACAUGGUGGACGCGGUCGCGACGUGGGACGACGAGUGUGCCCGCUAUAUCAUGGAGCUCCUCCGCGACGACGAUUAUGCAGCUUUGUACGAAGGCAUGACAGUCGCAGCCGCUGAGCGUGCGAGGUGGCAUAAGGCGCAGGAACUAUGCGCGAACGUCUGGGAGGCCACACGCACGUUCCGAGAGGAGAGCUGGGAGAGGCUGGCCAUCAAGGAGGGCGACGAUUACUGCAGAGAGCUCGCGGACCUCCAGCGCCACGAACGCGUCGCGAGAGAGCUCCUGGGCAGGAUCGACGCAGGCGAAG